Trichechus manatus latirostris (Florida manatee) is the source of this 630-nucleotide messenger RNA. It is a transcript of the gene EN1, whose product is annotated as engrailed homeobox 1. The transcript has 3 exons. Lineage: Eukaryota; Metazoa; Chordata; Mammalia; Sirenia; Trichechidae. Gene Ontology annotation, biological process: regulation of transcription by RNA polymerase II; multicellular organism development; neuron differentiation. The record is from RefSeq and is a predicted model, not a curated record. Gene Ontology annotation, cellular component: nucleus. The coding region runs from base 1 to 630 and encodes 209 amino acids. Gene Ontology annotation, molecular function: DNA-binding transcription factor activity, RNA polymerase II-specific; RNA polymerase II cis-regulatory region sequence-specific DNA binding.
AUGGAAGAACAGCAGCCGGAACCUAAAAGUCAGCGCGACUCAGGCCUCGGCGCGGCGGCGGCGCCGGCACCCGGCGGCCUCAGCCUGAGCCUCAGCCCCGGCGCCAGCGGCAGCAGCGGCAGCGAUGGAGACAGCGUGCCGGGCGCGGGGAGCCCGGGCGCGCAGGGCGCCAAAUACCCGGAGCACGGCAACCCCGCCAUCCUGCUUAUGGGCUCAGCCAACGGCGGGCCCGUGGUCAAAACUGACUCGCAGCAGCCCCUAGUCUGGCCCGCCUGGGUCUACUGCACGCGCUAUUCGGAUCGCCCGUCCUCCGGUCCGCGCACCAGAAAGCUGAAGAAGAAGAAGAACGAGAAGGAGGACAAGCGGCCACGGACGGCGUUCACGGCCGAGCAGCUGCAGAGACUGAAGGCGGAGUUCCAGGCAAACCGCUACAUCACCGAGCAGCGGCGGCAGACCCUGGCCCAGGAGCUCAGCCUCAACGAGUCCCAGAUCAAGAUCUGGUUCCAGAACAAGCGCGCCAAGAUCAAGAAAGCCACCGGCAUCAAGAACGGCCUGGCGCUGCACCUCAUGGCGCAGGGACUGUACAACCACUCCACCACCACGGUCCAGGACAAAGACGAGAGCGAGUAG